CAUACGCAGUAGUUUCUUUGAUAGCCGAUGAUAAAGUCUAUUCCCCUACUUUCGUUUUUACCGUUCUAAAAAAACAUUGAACACUUUCAUUCAUUUCACUCGUUAACGUUUUAACACGUAUUCAAAGCACAUCUCUGGAAAGAAAAUAGCAAAGUCUGGUCACAAGCUUUCACUCGAGAGACAUAAGGCCACACAUGAGACCACAGUCUCACAUGUCUGAAGAUAAAAAUGCUGACUUUUCCUCGUAUUUCUAUUUCCAUAAAUUCAGAACAGAAUUCAAAGAUCACGUCAUUGGUUACAAACAUAGGUCACGUUUUAAUAAAACAAGAAGUGAAAAUUACAUCGCGUACAGGUUAACACUUGCUCCAGUCUGCAAAGAAUUUGGUCAAAAGCGCAACCCCGAUAACCCCGUGAACAAUAGUCCACUAUACAAAUUUGUCGUUGUUACCAGAGCAUGUUGAAUAAAUAACAUGUUUGUAUCGUAACGUAUUUUAUUCGAAGACUAAUACAAGAAAAAUCCUACUUAUGUAUGCACAUGAGCUUGAAAUAGCCUCAAAUUUUGAGCAGUACCUAAUUUUUGUUCCUGAAAUUUUUACAUGCAAAUUUGGAAGAAUUUCACGCAGCAAUUUUUGCGACGCGUAUUCAACCAUGAAUUCAGCUAAUUGGACUUUGUUGGGUCGCUUCGGGUUUAGAUGCGUGGGAUCCUCUCACGCAACCAUUUCAGACUGCUACACAAAAGCGCGACCAUCAUUCAACGGCAUUGGAGAGGUCAUAGAACCAGGAUCGUCGUUGAUUUGUACCUGAUCGAACGUGUACAUGAGAUGUUACAUAAUUAUUACGAUCAAAUGGCGGCGAGAGUUUACGCGAUGUGGCGGGGUUACUGGGUCAGAUAGACGGUGCUCGAUAUUCCGAAAAUGUAACGGUUGCAAAAUGUUUACUUCAGGAAUCAAGAGACCGUGGAAAAUAUGAGAAAGUUUAUAUCGGUUCUUCUUGGGAAAUACGAUUGUUCUAUCUAUUUUUCAGGUUUCAGGUUCAGACAGGAUGUGCUCAAGUAUUGGGAAGGGAUCAUGGAGUAUGAACCUAUGCAGUGGAUUCAGUUCAUCCUGUUCAAACUACACCAUUUAUUAAGAACGCACCAACGUUCAGGCGUGAUCACCAGAAUCGACAAAACAUGCUUCACAUACAUCGAAGAAAUGAUGAAGUGUUUCGAAUACAGACGCUGCGGAGAAAGAAAGACCCAAACCUGCCGUGAUUGUCAAAUCGACCCCAAGCCAUCGCUAUUCCUGCGAGGGACCUACUACGAACGAUGCGAAAGGGAAAUUCGAGAGAUCGAAAGACGCAUCAAAGUUGGAAUCACGCCAAUCUCUAGAAGUCGACCGUACGAGGAAAACGACAAACAUCUACACAAACAGAAUCAGUUAAAUCUGGAGGCAGCGGUACACGAAAAAUAUUUGACGAACUCGUGCAACAUGGAAAUGAAAGAAAAGUGUGAUUCAAAAAUUGAAUCGCGAAUUCCUUAUGUGGGUCUUUAUAAAGAGAUCAAGGAAAUGGACUAUCAUUUGAAUCAGCUUCGUUUGAAGUGUCCGAUUCACGAUCCAUCCCUGUGAUCGAUUAACAGGAAGGUACUUAAGUACAAAUGCAUACGCGCUAAAUGAACUACGACUAAAACAAGUAGCUGUUUGGUGUCACACAAGAGGAAGCGAUAAAAUUUUCUGGUCAUCUUCCUU
This is a messenger RNA of Megachile rotundata (alfalfa leafcutting bee), 1727 nucleotides long. RefSeq lists its product as uncharacterized. Lineage: Eukaryota; Metazoa; Arthropoda; Insecta; Hymenoptera; Megachilidae. The record is from RefSeq and is a predicted model, not a curated record.